This is a messenger RNA of Helianthus annuus (common sunflower), 3110 nucleotides long. RefSeq names its product probable DEAD-box ATP-dependent RNA helicase 48. Gene Ontology annotation, molecular function: RNA helicase activity; ATP binding; nucleic acid binding. NCBI's taxonomy places the organism in Eukaryota, Viridiplantae, Streptophyta, Magnoliopsida, Asterales, Asteraceae. The transcript is spliced from 10 exons. The record is from RefSeq and is a predicted model, not a curated record. Bases 65 to 2638 code for a protein of 857 amino acids.
AAGAACACCCCUUCAAAAAUCAACCGUUUAAACCCUAAAAACCCUAACCCCUACGCCACCUAAAAUGUCCUCAUCAACCAUCUUCCACCACCGUUCUAGAACCAUCUUCCGCCACCACAGCCUCACCAUCCUCCGCCACAUGGGCGGCGGUCCACGCACCUUCCCCGGCGGCCUGAACAAAUGGCAAUGGAAGCGUCUCCACGAAAAACAAGCCAGACAAAAAGAACAACGCCUUCUCGAUCAAGAAAAACAACUCUAUCAAGCCAGAGUCCGAUCCGAGAUCCGCUCCAAACUCGCCGAUCCGGAUCCAUCCGUACACGUUAAUUCACCCAAUUAUAAACCGUUAUCUCCUAAAGAACAUAUUAAAACCCUAGCGGACCGGUUCAUGAAAGAAGGUGCUGAAGAUCUGUGGAAUGAAGCUGAUGGUCCAAUUAGUUCCGUUAGUUCAUCUUCUAAGCAACAAAUAGUAAGAAUUGAAUCUAAUCAUAAUCCAAUUGAUGUGAAGAGAAUGUUAUCUGGUCAAAAUAGUCAAAGUUAUAGUGUGAGUAAUCAAUUGAGUGAAAAUUCUUCACGUUUUGGCUAUAAUAAGUUUAACAGUAGGCGUUAUUCUUCGUGUUUGUAUCCGGAUAACCAAUAUAAGUCGUUGAACCUGAACUUUAGGAAUUAUUCUGCGAGUUUAUAUCCAGAUAACCGAUGUAAGUUGUUGUACGCCAGACGUUAUUCUUCGUGUUUAUAUCCGGAUAACGGUUAUAAGUUGUGGAGCCUGAAUGCUAGGCAUUAUUCUGUGUGUUUAUAUCCGGAAAACCGAUAUAAGUUGUUGAACGUGAACGCUAGCCAUUACUCUGUGUAUAAUUAUUCAGUUAGGGCUUCUAGGUUUAGUUACAGGAAGAAUGAUAGUUCGUCGAGUGACGGUACGGACGAUGAUGAGGGAUAUAUGAUGAAGGAGAGGAGGGAUGGGGAUUUGAGAGGGGUGCGGUUGAGUUUGGUUGGGUCGGACGGGGAGGGGAGUGAUGAGGAAGGGAAGGGAAAUGGGAAGAAGGGGGUGAUGAUGAGUAGUGCGGCUUUGGGGAAGUAUGAUGUUAAGAAGACGAAACGGAUACCAUUGAAAGCGUUGGAAGAUGAGGAUGAUUUGUCGCUGCAUGUACAGGUUAUUCGGAAUGAGUUUAAUAAGAGACGGAUGGCUGAGAAAGAUAGGGAAAUGGGUGAUGAUGACUCGAUCCUUAGUCCAAAGAGGUUUGAUGAGUGCAAUAUAUCUCCGUUGACUGUAAAGGCGCUUACUUUAGCAGGCUAUGUGCAAAUGACCAAGGUUCAAGAUGCUACGAUAUCUGCAUGCCUUGAGGGCAAGGAUGCUUUAGUCAAAGCGAAAACUGGAACCGGGAAAAGUGCUGCUUUUUUGCUCCCCGCAAUUGAAACAGUUUUAAAGGCUUCAGUUAACAAUACUGCAAAGCGGGUCCCACCAAUAUGUGUUCUUAUUCUGUGCCCCACAAGAGAACUUGCUAGUCAGAUAACUGCAGAAGCUAAUGUAUUGCUAAAGUACCAUGAUGGAGUUGGUGUACAGUCACUUGUUGGAGGUACUCGAUUCAAAGAUGAUCAGAAACGUCUAGAAACAGAACCAUGCCAUAUUAUUGUAGCAACUCCUGGUAGAUUGCUGGAUCACAUUGAGAACAAAUCGGGAUUCUCUGCACGUUUGAUGGGAUUGCAGAUGCUCAUACUUGAUGAAGCAGACCAUUUACUAGACCUUGGCUUCCGGAAGGACAUAGAGAAAAUCGUCGAUUGUUUACCUCGUAAACGGCAAACUUUACUCUUUUCUGCAACACUUCCAAAGGAGGUUCGGCGAGUAUCUCAACUUGUUUUGCAAAGGGAGCAUGCUUAUAUUAAUACAGUUGGAUUAGGUCCAGAAACACACGAUAAGGUCAAUCAAUCUUACGUUAUUGCACCGCAUGAACAACAUUUCCAAAUAGUACACCAUCUAUUAAAGGAUCACAUUUUUCAGGUCCCGAAUUAUAAGGUUAUUGUGUUCUGUACUACAGCAAUGAUGACGUCACUUAUGUUUUCGCUUCUCCGUGAGAUGAAAAUGAAUGUCAGAGAGAUUCAUUCUAGGAAACCGCAGCUCUACCGAACUCGUGUUUCUGAAGAGUUUAAGCAAGAAAACCAGCUUAUUCUAAUUACCUCGGAUGUGUCAUCUCGUGGAAUGAAUUAUCCUGAUGUCAGUCUGGUAAUUCAGGUGGGUGUCCCUGUGGAUCGUGAACAAUAUAUAAAUCGACUUGGAAGAACAGGGCGUGAAGGUAAAGGCGGAGUAGGAAUAUUGUUACUUGCACCAUGGGAAGAAUAUUUUCUUCAAGAUAUCAAUGAUCUUCCUCUUCAUAAAUCUCCGUCACCACAUUUAGAUCCAGAUAUGAAAUUAAAGAUUGAGAAGUCAAUGGCGAAAGUUGACCCGAGUGUGAAAGAGGCAGCAUAUCAUGCCUGGCUUGGAUAUUAUAACUCGAUCAGGGAAAUAGGUAGGGAUAAAACGACACUAGUUGAGCUAGCCAAGGUUUUUUGUGACACGAUUGGGUUAGAAAAAGUGCCUGCACUCUUUAGAAAAACAGUGCUCAAGAUGGGCCUAAAAGAUAUACCAGGCAUUCGGGUUCGAAAAUAGCCCGCCAACCCGCCCUGUUUACUUGUUUACGGGUCCUAGCAUAAUCUUCAAUCCAAGAGUUCAUUUGUUUUCCUUUUCUUGCGUUUGAUUAUGUACAUAUAGCUAGGGAUGAGCAUUUGGUAUCAAAUCCCGAUCCCGAAAAUACCAUACCGAAUUUUUUCGGUACCGGAAAUGGUAUCCGCUUUUUGGCAUUUUCAGUAUCGGUAUUUUCGGGAUCGGUACCGGUAAAAUACCGAAUUUUACCUUCAAAUACCGCUACCGUACCGAUACCAUACCGACAUAUUUCGGUAUCGGUAUCGGUACCCAGUUUUGGCGAAAUUCGGGAUCAGGAUUUUCGGGAUCGGGACGGGAUCAGGAUUUGCUCAUCCCUACAUAUAGCUGUUAGAAAUGAUCAAAUAUGAGAGGGGUGGGUAUACUCCUUAGUAUUGCAAGGGAAUUGGAAUCUUGUAAUAUCAUGUGGGAUCUUUAAAUA